AUGCACCCGCUUCAGUGGUCACAAGCAACGAAAAGGCUUCCACCGUGCUGGGUCCACGCCAUUGAUCUGUUUGAUUGCGUCAUCCAAGUCGUCGAUAUAAACCGCCUUUUUCAUGCUGAUGCUGAAUACUAUCUGGAUCGCAACAUCGAUUCGGCAGCAGCCGCGGUUGCAACUGCGCGCCAGCCUGACAUUGAGUACACCCCUGACUACAACAAGUAUACAGCGCGAAUUAAGCGCAGACUUGAAACUGAGGAAACUCUUGCCACUAAAAACCUGCCUGCAGGCUUCACACGACAGUUGAAGUCAGAAUUAGUGUGGGAGGGAGGCUCCAUUGCAAAUGAUUUCGAUUGGAACUUUAUCCUGAGCCCCGAACAUAUUGAGGAACUUGAACACGCCCUUGCACACUUUAAAUCGUUGAAUACGCCUCCGGGCUACAUUGACGAAACAACUUUCCCUUUACCGAAACUACACUUUGCUCUUCGUGAUAUCUCACGAGAACUGCAUUUCGGCCAUGGCUUCAAAGUUAUCAGGGGUAAUCCUGUCACACGAUAUUCUCGGGAGGACAACAUCAUUCUUUCUGCUGACCUUUCAUCGCAUAAUGCUUCUCUUAGGGCACGCCAAGACAGUCGGUACAAUGGUGAGCCGGCAGAUGUAGUCCUCAGUCACAUCAAAGACCUUAGCGCAAGCAAAGAAAAGACAGCAUUGGCCCCCCCGCUUACACGGCUGACAAGCAAGUGUUCCACACCGACAGUGCCGCUGACGGGGGCAAAAGUCGACUGUGCAAGCACUUGGCGAGUCUACAAUGAAUUGGCAGCAACCAGGCCAGAUCUCAUUGAGACGCUAUCACAAGACUGGAUCGCUGACAACUUUGGGAACUCUGAGCAGCCCUAUGCGACCAAGCCCCUCCUGUUUCAUCAACCGGCCACGGCAAAGAUCCCCGAGCGUGUGGUACUGCAGUAUGCUCGAAGAUACUUCACGGGAUUUGGUCCCCUGCCUCAUUCAACGGCAAUCCCUCCGAUCACAGAAACACAGGCUGAAGCGCUGGAUGCGUACGUGAAUAAUUUGGCAGUUUUCCACGCGCGUGAUGGUUUCAAGGACACGCCGGAGCGGCAACGCCACCUCGUUCGCCUCUGGCUUCGGGACCCAGAGUAUUGUUGGGAAACACCGAGUGCUUUGACAUCCAAAUGGGCGCAGUUGUACCAUGGUGUGGCCACAGAUAGGCAGGUCUUCCCAUUGGAGCCGUAUGUGCGAAGCGCUAGUAAUGGAUCUCUGAAGGCCGCUCAAUAG
Molecule: messenger RNA, 1287 nt
Organism: Cladophialophora psammophila CBS 110553
Lineage: Eukaryota; Fungi; Ascomycota; Eurotiomycetes; Chaetothyriales; Herpotrichiellaceae
Exons: 5
Coding region: 1-1287 (428 amino acids)
Source: RefSeq, a predicted model, not a curated record